UCCAGUACAUAUAUCUAAAGCCCGGUUAACUGUUCAUCACUGUGCAAAAUGAAGUGGCGCUUUUGCCCUUGCUGUCUCCGUCAAUUACAAGUUUGCCAUUCUUCUACACCCUUCUUACGCGAUGGUUUCUGUUUUAGUCUGAUGGUGGUGGUGUUUCACAAUAGAAAUCAUUUACCAGAGUCCAAAGUUUGUUCUCAUAAUCUCAUCAUCAUCGAGUUCGAUCCCCUCUGAUUCAGUAGAAGAAGAAGUCGAAGCAGUUUUAUACGAGACUGGAGUCUGUGAGAUUCAGAUCGGUGGAGAGAAGAGCGUUUCGUAUCGAAGAUCGUUGGGGUACGAGAAAGAAGAGGAGAGAUUGAAGAUUUUGGUCGAAGAGUUCAUUGAUCUCUCAGUGAAGAAGAAAGAGGUGUAGCUUUUGGAGUCUUUGUUGGAGGUGAGACUUACUCUUGAAGAGCCGAAACAUAAAACCAGAGACUUUGGAAAUCUAAUUUUGAAGGCUCGAUUAUAUGCAAAGAAGUGUGUGUAUUAUUCUUCUGCCGUUGUUCCUCUGUACAUUGUUUGGAAGUAUCUCACUGUCUUAUUGCUAUUCAGAUCUAGAGGACAGCGUGCUGUCAGUCUCUUUUGCUGUUUUGGGUUUAGAUAGAAAUUUUACAGUGAUGGCACCAAAAACUAUGAUGAGAGGAGCAAAAAGAUUGUUAGAACAGUGUGAUGCUGAAAAUCGUCAGAAUCAACAGAAAAUUCAACGAAUCUGCAGUGGUGAGGGCUUUGUUGCAACAAGAACUAGAUGUAAUCGUGUUGAUCAGGUUAAAUCACGUAGAUGGAAAACAGUGUCUUAUCCAGAAAUUGCUGAAGUAUCAAAUAGCAACGACCAAAAUAUCACUGCAGUUGCGAACGAAAAUCCGCAUAUGAUUACAGAAGGUCAAUACUCUCAUCCAUUUGGUCAGGCAUCAUAUCAAAGAAGCAAGCAAGGAUCAAUUGUAAAAUAUGAGGAUUCGGGUGAUAAUGUUCAUGAAUGUGAUUAUUGCAAUGCAUCUUUUUGGUUCGGAGAAGCUGUUAAGCAAUCAUCUUCAAAUGAGCCAAUAAUUAUCAUAUUUGUUUGACUAACAAAAGUGAAAUUUCUCAUUGCAGGAUCAAUUGUAAAAUAUGAGGAUUCGGGUGAUAAUGUUCAUGAAUGUGAUUAUUGCAAUGCAUCUUUUUGGUUCGGAGAAGCUGUUAAGCAAUCAUCUUCAAAUGAGCCUCUCAUUUAUACAAAAUGUUGCAAAAGAGGUCAAAUCAAAAUUGAGCAGCCAAAACCAACACCAAUUUUUCUUGAAAGAUUAUUAGAUCCAAACAAUGGUUCAGAAAGUAAACUUUUCAGAGAAAAUAUAAGAGUUAACAAUUCGAUGUUCUCUUUUACAUCAAUGGGAGUAAAAAUUGAUUAUAAGAUAAA
Messenger RNA from Rosa chinensis, 1426 nucleotides. RefSeq lists its product as uncharacterized. The transcript has 10 exons. NCBI's taxonomy places the organism in Eukaryota, Viridiplantae, Streptophyta, Magnoliopsida, Rosales, Rosaceae. The coding region runs from base 504 to 1097 and encodes 197 amino acids. The record is from RefSeq and is a predicted model, not a curated record.